Dipodomys ordii (Ord's kangaroo rat) is the source of this 1422-nucleotide messenger RNA. RefSeq names its product PDZ and LIM domain 2 (mystique) (gene Pdlim2). The coding region runs from base 1 to 1062 and encodes 353 amino acids. Gene Ontology annotation, cellular component: Z disc; stress fiber; filamentous actin. Lineage: Eukaryota; Metazoa; Chordata; Mammalia; Rodentia; Heteromyidae. The record is from RefSeq and is a predicted model, not a curated record. The transcript is spliced from 10 exons. Gene Ontology annotation, molecular function: muscle alpha-actinin binding; actin binding. Gene Ontology annotation, biological process: muscle structure development; actin cytoskeleton organization; heart development.
AUGGAGGUCCUGACCACCAGCCCUGAGCAGCUGAGCAGGUCUGCGGGGCAUCGGCGUCCUCGGGCAGGGACUCCCCGCGGUGGCCGGGCCGUCAGACGGCUGCGGGUGACAGAGCGGGGAAAGGCUGAGGCUGCUGACCUCCGGCCGGGCGACAUCAUUGUGGCCAUAAAUGGGGAGAGUGCAGAGGGCAUGCUUCAUGCUGAGGCCCAGAGCAAGAUCCGCCAGAGCGCUUCGCCCCUGCGACUGCAGCUGGACCGGUCUCGAGCUGCCUCUCCUGGGCAGGCCAAUGGAGAGGGCUCCUUGGAAGUGCUUGCAACUCGCUUCCAGGGCUCCCUGAGGACCCACCUUGACAGCCAGUCCUCCCUGCGGUCUUCCUACUCCAGUCCAACCUCCCUCAGUCCCCGGCCAGGGAGUCCCUUCUGCACCCCACCUCCUGGCAGCCCACUAGCCCUCACUGGGGAGGCGGCAGUCAGCCGCAGUUUCCAGAGUCUGACACACUCUUCAGGCCUUACUGCUGCUGACCCCUUGUCCUACAGAGGCCGCCCUGCGGGCCAACAGGCCGGCCUUGGCCGCGCUGGCGACUCGGCUGUGUUGGUGUUGCCGUCUUCCUCUGGUCCCCGAUCCUCCAGCCCCAGGCCCAGCGUGGAACUGGAAGAGGACUCGGAAGUGUACAAGAUGCUGCAGGAGAACCGCGAGGGGCGGGCGGCCCCGCGGCAGUCCAGCUCCUUUCGGCUCUUGCAGGAAGCGCUGGAGGCUGAGGAAAGAGGUGGCACACCUGCCUUCCUGCCCAGCUCGCUGAGUCCUCAGGCCUCCCUGUCUACCUCCAGGACCCUAGCUACCCCGCCCAAGUUCCACACCUGUGAGAAGUGCAACACCAGCAUCACGAACCAGGCAGUACGCAUCCAGGAGGGGUCGUACCGCCAUCCCAGCUGCUACACCUGUGCAGACUGCGGGCUCAACCUGAAGAUGCGUGGCCACUUCUGGGUGGGAGAUGAGCUGUAUUGCGAGAAGCAUGCCCGCCAACGCUACUCCGCGCCUGCCGCCCUCAGCUCUCGGGCCUGAGCCGGUGGUGCUCGGCCUGUCUCACUCCAGCACUCGUAGAAGGGCCAUACGGAGAACAAGUUGUCAGGGAAGGGCGAUCGUGGGUGGUGGCUCUUAUGUGAACCAAGUUUGGAGGCCCAAGGGUCUCGCUGGGUGAGGCCACAGCCUGGGAUGCGGCUACUGAGAGCAGCCCGGCCCUCCCUGGCCUUUUCUCCUGCAGGACAGGCCUCAGUGGCCACUGCCUUUGCAGCUUGUGUGUACAGGGUGGGGCAGGCAUGGAACUAUCUAGAAGGAAAGGGGUGAGUUCUAGGCUAAUGAUAGUCACUAUGCAAAAUUCUUGACAUUUACGUUCUAUAAAUAUGUAUACAUAGAUAAAAUCAA